AUGAAGAAGACCGAAAGCAAAAUGACCAUCGAACCUCAGAUUUCAAAAGCCAGGCGAAAUCUUAUCUUGAAUCGGUCGAAAGCACUAGUACAACGCCUGACGGAAUUUCAAGUGCUCAAGGGAAAACCAGUACAGAUAGCCGAAAUGGAAUUGACCGACAUGUGCACCUUGUUGAAAGAAUUACUGUUAAAAGAACCAUCCUGUCUCCCAUUGACACUGGAUCCCAGUUUAAACAUCGUCGGUGAUGUGCACGGACAUUACACCCAACUCCUACAGGUACUGAACGCAAUCGGGCAUCCGCCUAACGCUCAGUAUUUGUUUCUGGGAAAUUUCGUAAACCGCGGGGAAAAAUCCAUCGAGACACUAGCUUUGUUAUUCGCUUACAAGCUUCUAUAUCCUCGUCAGAUUUUUCUGCUUAGAGGCAAUCAUGAGUGUGACCAGCUGGGUAAAAUGUAUGGGUGCUAUGCCGAAUGCAACCGUCGGUUUAGUUCACGUUUGUGGCGUGUGUUGAUGGACACAUUCAAUUGUCUCCCUGUAGCCGCUCUGAUCGAUAAUCGUUUCUUCUGCUCACACAGUGGAAUCUCACCAACCCUAAUAUACUCUGGCUACACUGGACCAAAAGCACUUCAGGAAUACAUCUCCCGAUGGAUCCCCAGACCAACUGAAAUUGAAACCAACUUGCUCGCGACGCACCUGAUCUGGUCUGAACCGGACGCAGAUGUGGAGGAAUGGGAACGCAAUCCAGCAGGCCUAGGGUAUUUGUAUGGCCCGUCAGCAGUGAAUGAAUUUUGUAGACAGUUCCAACUGUUUCAUGUCAUUAGGUCAAACGGACUGCUGCCCAGAGGCUAUGAAUUCUUCCCGCAUAGCCAACUGGUUAGUAUCUUCAGUGCACCAGACUUUAUGGGGACCCAUAGAAAUUGUGGUUCAAUGUUGACUCUAACACACCUGGAAGACUCACAGACAGUCCUUUGCCGUAUCAAAAGCUUGAGACCUGUAUUCUUGACCAGGGGAGGUAAAGCCACGGGACGUAAAAUACUAUCCAUUGAGGAUAUAAAACCGAAUUCCCCGUGGUCUACGCGAGUGUUUACUGCGGAAGAUGUUUAUAAAACUUGCCAAGCAAAA
Messenger RNA from Opisthorchis viverrini, 1122 nucleotides. RefSeq lists its product as hypothetical. The annotation marks the transcript as partial. The record is from RefSeq and is a predicted model, not a curated record. NCBI's taxonomy places the organism in Eukaryota, Metazoa, Platyhelminthes, Trematoda, Opisthorchiida, Opisthorchiidae. Gene Ontology annotation, cellular component: nucleus; cytoplasm. Gene Ontology annotation, molecular function: protein serine/threonine phosphatase activity. The transcript has a single exon.